CGGAUCCGUCGCAGAUAUUUACUCAAAAUCGAGAUAGGUUUUUUCUCAGCCAUUCGUCCGUCAUUCUACCCUAAUCCCAAUUCUCUCUCCCGCCCAGCCUCCCAGCCCUCCGCCACCCGUCGAUGCUCGUCCUCGCCGCCGACGCACGUCCUCGCCAGCCCCGCCGCCGUCGCCACCCACGCCGGAACCUUCAGCCACGUCGUUCACCCAGCCUCCCAGCCCUCCGCCACCCGUCGACGCCCGUCCUCGCCGCCGACGCACGUCCUCGCCAGCCACGCCAGAACCUUCAGCCACGUCGUUCGCCCAGCCACGCCGUCCUCCCAGCCGCGUCGUCCACAAGCCGUCGCCACCCCUCGUCGCUGCCGCGAGUUCUCCACUACCAGCCGUCUCUUCCCUCGCUGGACCUCCUCUUCCUCUUUGCAGUUGCAGUGAACUUGGAGGUAUCCCCCUCCACCCCACAAACUACGCCAUCUGGCCCUUGUACGUCAGCAUCUAGGGUCGGGGAGAGUACUGAGGAUCAAGAGGACGGAGGUGGCGAUGACCACAACUCCAAGGACCGCGUUGGCGAUGGACACAGUGGUGGGGUUCGAGAUGGCGAGGACCGCAAUCACGAGGACAAGGAGGGUAGAUAUCACGAGGGUCCCGGUCAUCGGGGUCAAUUCGUGUAUGUCAAUUCGGAUGACGAGUAAGUACGGUGUACAUUUGAAGAUUAUGUGAGUGUUUUCUUUCAAUCCUUCGCUCAAAGUCUCAAACACUCCAAGAGGCGACGCCCUUCAUGUUUGCUGGCUUCACUCCUUCAGCCGUGCGACCGGCUUCCGCCGCACCAAUUGUCUGCAACGCCGCUGUCGGCUGGGAAGACGACAAGUCCUAGAGAUUAAUUUUGGAUUGUAGAAGCUUGAAGAUAGAAGCAAUUGCGGUGGAAAUUAGGUUGUAUUGUUCUACACUUCUAGUUUCGAAUAUUUGGUUUUAUUGAUUGUUUUUUUGUUUUCGAUAAUUAACUAAUCAUGUUUAAAAAACAUGACUCUAGAUAUGAAAAAAAGGUUGAUAAAUUAACUCAAUCUCAAAGAGGAGCAUUUGAUAAAUUUGUUAUGAAACAACCACAUGUUUUUUUAUUAAAAUGAAAAUAUUGAGAACACAAUAAUGAUUGUGGAGACCGUUUGAACGAUAUGAAAAUAUUUUUGGUUUCUUUGCACAUUUGAAAAAUUUAGAGCAGUUUAUAAUUUACUUCUAUAAGUUCAUAGUUUAUGCCUUUAGUACUUUUGAAAAAAAAGUCCGCUCCCGUUCAUGUGACAUUCGCUUUGAAUGUCAUAGCAUGACCGGAGCAUCCUCAGGAUUUCAUCGAUAAAAUUGAUGGUUCUUACCUCAGCGUCUCCUUGCACCCCUUCCCCAUCGCCGCCGAUUGGCUACAGUGGUCGCUGUAGCUAAUCUUGGCGAAGAGAAGGGUCAGCGAAUGAGAGGAAGGGCCAGGGGUGCUGGGAGAGGUAGGGGUUAGAAACCAUCAAUUUUACUAAGGGUCAUGCUAUGACAUUGAUCUCAAUGUCAAAUGAAUCAGCUCGAAAAACAAUACCUUGUCAUUUUGUUCGUUACUGUAGUGAAAUUUAUUUUCAAGGGCCCUUAUAUUUAUUUUAGCUUCAUGUAUAUUUGAAAUAUUCAAAUUUGAAUCUCUAUAUUCAAAUAUGAAUCACGAAUUGAACAAAAUUACUAAUUAAUUUUACCGCCUUAGGUUGCGUUGAUCCGUU
Molecule: messenger RNA, 1739 nt
Organism: Cuscuta campestris
Lineage: Eukaryota; Viridiplantae; Streptophyta; Magnoliopsida; Solanales; Convolvulaceae
Source: the annotation of a GenBank genome assembly